GCGCAGAGGAAGGCGGCUACCCUGGACAGCGCAUCGCGGCCGCGCGGCCAUGGAGCAGCUGAAGGCCUUUGAUAAUGAAGUCAAUGCUUUCUUGGACAACAUGUUUGGACCACGAGAUUCUCGAGUUCGAGGGUGGUUCCUGCUGGACUCUUACCUCCCCACCUUCACCCUCACCAUCAUGUAUCUGCUCUCAAUAUGGCUGGGUAACAAGUACAUGAAGAACAGGCCUGCUCUUUCUCUCAGGGGAAUCCUCACCUUGUAUAACCUCGGAAUCACACUUCUUUCUGCAUAUAUGCUGGUGGAGCUCGUUCUCUCCAGCUGGGAAGGAGGCUACAACUUGCAGUGUCAGAAUCUGGACAGCGCAGGAGAAGGCGAUAUCCGGGUAGCCAAGGUCUUGUGGUGGUACUACUUCUCCAAACUGGUGGAGUUCCUGGACACGAUCUUCUUUGUCCUUCGGAAAAAGACCAGUCAGAUCACCUUCCUUCACGUCUAUCACCAUGCGUCCAUGUUUAACAUCUGGUGGUGUGUUUUGAACUGGAUACCUUGUGGUCAAAGCUUCUUCGGACCAACCCUGAACAGCUUUAUCCACAUCCUCAUGUACUCCUACUAUGGGCUGUCUGUGUUCCCGUCCAUGCACAGGUACCUUUGGUGGAAGAAAUACCUCACGCAGGCCCAGCUGGUACAGUUUGUACUGACCAUCACGCACACGCUGAGUGCCGUGGUGAAGCCCUGCGGCUUCCCCUUUGGCUGUCUCAUCUUCCAGUCUUCCUACAUGAUGACACUGGUUAUCCUGUUCUUAAACUUCUAUAUUCAGACAUACCGAAAAAAGCCGGGGAAGAAGGAGAUGCAAGAAGGAGCCGCAGGGAAAGAAGUGAAGAACGGUUUCCCCAAAGCCCACUCCAUCGCAGCUAACGGCGUGAUGGACAAGAAGGUGCAAUGAGGUGAAGUGCCGGGAAGCACAGCCUGAGGCGACAGAGGCGAACAGAUGAGCUUGUUUUAAAGCAAAGACUGAAUUGAAAGUUGUAUGUUUUAGCAUAAACUAAUUCCUUUUGAGUUUGUAAAUCAUUUGUACCAGAAUGUAUUAUACUAUAUUGCUAUUAGGUUACUCUAUUCACUGGAGCGAUGCCGACCGCAACAAACCUCGGAAGAGGCGCACAGCUCCUCUCCUGAGCUCUUCGUAACGCCUUAUUCAUGUAGAAAACCGGGAGACUCAGGCUUUUUCAUGGCAAGUCUUCAGAGUUAAUUUUCUUUAGAUUAAACAUGUAAAACUGUUAAUUGUAUUGUACAUGUCAGGGUCUGUUCUAGUCUAUGUCAGGCAAUAACUGUCAGUGCAGAAAUCGAUUAGUCCACUAUGGCGUAAGGCAUCAGCCCCAGGAAGCAUUUAAAUGGGAUCCUUAGCAAGACAGAAUCUAGCAAAACCCCUUCUUCUCUCAAGCCAGGAGUCUCAUCUGCUACAUUUUUUUUAACCACCUCUGAUUUUAAACUUAGUGACAUGGUAAUGAAAUUUGUCCAUCUUCCACAUAAUUUGAAGGUUAGCCAUUCUAGGAAGGAAUAGCUUCUUGAGCUGGUUGUAGUGGCACCCAUGUGUGACUCCAGCAUUUGGGUCUCGAGACAGCCUGGGGUAUGCAGGCACAAGACCCUGUCUCAACCAGAAAAAAAAAAUUGUUUGCCAAAUCAUCAUUACUCAGGGGCUUUGGACAGGAGCUGUCUCUCAGUUUCAAUUGGCUUCCUAAUUCACCCAUUCCUGUCUACCUCCCUGGUUAGUCUGGAUUCAUGGAGCUCCGCCCCCCAUGUCCAGACCCAGUGCUGACACACAGCUGCCACGCCCUUUCUGAACGAAGGCUGGAGUCCAAUUGCAGUUCUCCUUGGCACAGAAAUGCAACUGGAAUACUUACGAGUCAUAGUCCACAGAGACCCAGGGCAUACACAGACCACAUCCUAGUGUCAACUGUUACCACUGGGCCUGCUCGUGAACGUCAUUAUUGCAAGUAGUUGCUGUCGAUCUGCAGGAGUUAAAUUUAGGUUUCGGAAAGGAGAACAGGAUGUAGUAGUUUGGAAAGAUCCCUUGGGGUGGGAAUAAGCCAAAAUGAUGUGACUGGCCCCAGAAGCAAUGCUUUCCCUGCUCAGAACUGUGGUCUCUGUGGAGAAGCUAGUACAGAGGCAGACCAAGGCACUGGACUACUUCCUUUUCCUCAAACGGAGGAAACCACUAUUAAGCUCUACCAAGCAUGGAAAAGUGCAUUUUUCAAAAACGUACACAAAACGUAACUUACUUAGACUCUUUCCCUCCAUUUUAGCAAAUAUGUUCUUGGUUCAUGGCACUGGCAUCCAGCACACAGGCACCGGGUGGGCGUUCCUCAAGUGCCAACAGUGGGGCCUGCCCAACCCUCUUCCCUUUCUGGGCAAGCUUCCGUUUUAACUUUUCCCUGUUAAAAAUUGUACUGAUGUUUUAAACUCGUAAGUAUACCACCCUUCUCGCUGGUGUAUUUUAAAAAUACCACAGUCCGAUGUCUUGUGCCAUUUCUCCUUGUCAUUCCUACUGAACAGACUUCUGUCUGGUGACCACCUAUGCUUCAAUGCGUUUUCUAAACAAUUUUCUCCAACUGAUCUGCUCCUAGGUGCUUUAUCACCACCACCUCUGGUGACUUAGACUCAAGUUGGUGUCUUAUUCUCUCCCAAGAAUUCAUUUUAAACGUUAGCUUUGAGUAAGUUAUUGUCCUUCUAUGACAAGACCAAAGGGACAAACUCCUUGGUGCACUUGGAGUUCAGCUUUAGUUUUCAAACACGAUCUGAAAUCUGUUACUAAAAUGAAUUUUGGGUAAAACUGAGACUCAAGAGGCGUCACUGGGCACUGCACCAGAUUAUUCUUGCUUGCCCGUGAGAGCACCAUACCUUCAGAUUGGGAUCUUCGCGUGACCUCCAUCUUUGUGGCACAGAGAUCGUUGCCUUCCUGUGGCAGAUCAACAAUGGCAGCUCAAAGUACCAGCCGUCUUUAGAGCUCCCAGAGCUCAGCUCAGUGCAGCACUAAGCCUUAAACCACCCGAGGGCUGACAAACCAUGUCGAGCUAUGAAAUCUGCGCUGAAAAAAGCGGGAGCUGGUAAAUAUUUUAACCCAUUCAUUCUUAGUGUGAAUUUUCUGAAAUAGAAGUAUAAAAAAAAUUGUCUCUACAAUCUGAUUUUAAAACGUGUGUUUUCCCAAGUAAAUCCCCCUUUAUUCAUGAGAACGAAAGUGCUUGGAUACUAUAAAACCUUAAUUUCCCCAACUUUUAAAAUAAAAUGGAAUUUUUGCUGAGUGAAUUAAGCAUAGAAAAUGUCAACCCAUCAGAAUUAUAUUUAUACAUAUUGGUGGAUAAGUUCCUGUCUUCCCACAUCAGAGAAUUAUUUUUUUUACCAAAAUGGGCAGAAUAGCAUUUUGUAUGUCAGACACCAUUCUUUUCUAGUCCUUCCGAACAUUCCUGUGUCAUUUAAGAAUGUUAGUAGAGGUCGCUUCUUUGGAAAUUGGGGACUUUUUGUUUUCCUUUGAAAGUAUGGCAUCUGAAGAACACAGUAUCAUGACUCGGGGGGAAAGGGAGACAGAAGCCAUUUUUCUUUUAGAUGAAAAGCAUUCUGUGUGAUUGUUGUAUAAUAAAUUGAUUUUUACACUAAA
This is a messenger RNA of Rattus rattus (black rat), 3646 nucleotides long. It is a transcript of the gene Elovl2, whose product is annotated as ELOVL fatty acid elongase 2. The transcript has 8 exons. NCBI's taxonomy places the organism in Eukaryota, Metazoa, Chordata, Mammalia, Rodentia, Muridae. Gene Ontology annotation, molecular function: fatty acid elongase activity. The coding region runs from base 50 to 940 and encodes 296 amino acids. Gene Ontology annotation, biological process: sphingolipid biosynthetic process; fatty acid elongation, monounsaturated fatty acid; fatty acid elongation, saturated fatty acid. The record is from RefSeq and is a predicted model, not a curated record. Gene Ontology annotation, cellular component: endoplasmic reticulum; endoplasmic reticulum membrane.